Cydia strobilella is the source of this 3054-nucleotide messenger RNA. RefSeq lists its product as uncharacterized. Gene Ontology annotation, molecular function: nucleic acid binding. The record is from RefSeq and is a predicted model, not a curated record. Lineage: Eukaryota; Metazoa; Arthropoda; Insecta; Lepidoptera; Tortricidae. The transcript is spliced from 19 exons. Bases 179 to 3049 code for a protein of 956 amino acids.
AUUUGCAUUUACAGUGUGUUCAUGGUUCAUGAUCAUAUCAUGACAACUAUUACUACUUCUCAUCGUUGGUAUGAAUAGUAAAAAUGUCUAUAAUCAUGCACGAUUCAUAUAGUCACGCGGAACUUUAGGCAUCCUUGAAAUCAAGAAACUUUUGUGCAAUUGCCAAAACACUGUCAACAUGGCUUCAAAAAACCUAAUGGAGUUUGAGAAAGCCAUGAAAUCCAUGGAACCCAUGGAAGUGUGCGAUUAUCUCCAAAAAACACUGGACUUUUUGAAAAGAAACAACAGUGAAGUAUACUUUCCCUCCAUUUCGCCUUACGUCGAGGGGUUUUUGGUAAAUUUGGUCACUGAUACAAGGAAUUUGAAGAGCAAGGCCUUUAAGGAUCGGGACAGAGUGCUUGCAGAGGAGAUAAUUGAAGUCCUGGAGAUGUCCCGGGAGGUGUUUCGUUGGACACAUGUUUAUGAGAGAGGAAACCUCUUAGUGUAUAAAAAGAUAUUUUCUAAUAAGAUUAAGAAAAAGCCAGUCAACCUGAGCACCAUAGCCGACCGCUUAAUCCAAGCCAGAGCUUCAGCUCUCCGACAACCUCACACAGCAAACCCACGCGCUCCACUACCUCAUGCCCUCCGACAGCCUCGCGCUCCCCUGCCUCAUCAAGGACCAGCUACCAUGCAACAACACGCAAGCCCGUUCCGCUCUCCCAACACUGAAGAACCCAUCGGCACCUUCAAAGUCCGCUUCCUAAACAAAACUUUACGCUUCAUCAAAAGUACUCAAACCAAAUUGUCCUAUGAAGAAAUGCAUAUAAACCAAGCGGAGUAUAUAUAUAAUCUGUUGAAGUAUCGAGACAAGGAUGUUGGGUUCGGGUAUAAGUCGCUUUACGCACCGCUUUGGGAGGCCAUGGAGGCAUGUGUUGAUUGUAAGUUUGAGGUGACGCUUAAGGAAACUAGUCAUAGAGAUACAGCGGCUAUAGUGCUUGAAAGAGUACCCAAGAAUAAUACCAAAUCUAAAAUAGAUAAAGAAAAACCAAAGACUAACAAUAAAGUCAGUGAGAAAAAGAAUAAAGAUGAAACACAUAACGACAAAAAUGUGUCAAAUAUUCCGCAUAAAGAAAAUAAAGAUUCUAAUAUACAGAAUGAUCAGUCUCUAAACAACAGUUUCCUAGACCCAUACUACGCUGACGCCGCCACCGCUGUCCCUUCGCUCAGCCUCCUCUCAAACAUUACUGAGAAAUUCUUCACCAAAACGGUGGUCGCUCUCACAGAGUUCGCGGACAAUGAGAAUAGCAAGAUGAAAACGUUUAGUCAGCUUACGGAGGGAGAGGUCGAGUUUGUGAAGGAGGUUUUAUCAUUUGCAGAAAACAUGUCAGUGCGAGACAUGUUCAUGGCGAAAUACCGCAUUAUGCUGUGGAAACUAGAUCGUGUCGUAAAGGAGGUGUUUAAGACUUGUGAAUUGACUUAUACCGUCAUUGAGAAAGACAGAAGUAUAACAUGGAUUAAAAUACAAAAAUCUGCUGAUGCAGUUUCAACAUCCCCAGGCGCCGAAUCCUCGGCCCUCCCACCACUAGAGCUCUUCAUGAACAUCUCCGAGGCCUUCUUCAAACGAACCGUCAUUGCUUUAACCGAUUUCGCGGAUGGAAGCUUCUGCAGUCGUACAUUUUGUCAACUGAAGGAAGAAGAAAUAUUCUUCGUUAAGAAUGUUAGGCAAUUAGCAGGUUCAGCUAAGCUCCGCGAAUUGUUCGAGCCGCACUACAGAGAUCUGCUCUGGAGGUGCAACUACAGCAUCAAUGAAGCUGCCAAGAUCUCUAAGAUAACGACGAGCGUCAACGACAAGGAAAGAAGCAUAACAUUAAAGAAAACGCCAAAAUUUGCUACACCCGCACCAGUGCCACCAAAGGUCCAGCCAAACGUCGCAACGGGAGGCAGAAGCAAAUCGAUGGUGCUGAUGAAAACCAGAGACCGAUCUUUGAGUAAAGACAGAUUAAUACAGUUCGAAAAAGGCGGUAAACCUACCACAGACAUCAUAGACUUAACCAUAGACAAGGAUGUCAAACAAGAGCGCGGCCGAAGCAUGAACAGGCGAACGGCGAAGCUGCUUGAAGACUUGUCCACACCCAUCGAGAGCGACAUCGGGAUGAGGAUGAUGAAGCUGAUGGGGUGGCGGGGCGGAGCGCUGGGCGCGCGCGGUGACGGCAUCAUGGAGCCCGUCAUGCCUAACAUUGAUCAGCCUAAACGAAGCGGCCUGGGUCACGUGCCCCCUCCUAAAAUAGUUCCUCGUAAGCCGAUCGACUUCCGGCUGAUGAUUCUCCACAAUUUGCUCGAUUUCCUGUUACACGAUGAGUGGAAAAAGGAGAUACUGUUUAAGGAGCCCCUAGUAAAAAAAGAACGCAAAUCCCUCCAAUCCCUCCUGACAUCCUUGAACAGUCGCCACAAAAUAAACCUAACUGAGAAGGAAAACGAACUCGUAGCGAAAAUAUACAACAGACUAGCGGACUAUCCUACUAUGGAGCUCAGGGGAGAGAUAGCUAAAGAUCUCAAAACAGUGACCCUACAGAAACUCCUCGACCGUCCGCUUCGGGCGCUCAACAUCAAAAUACCUAAACCCAAGAAUCAGCCCCAGAACCAGCCCCAACCAGCCCCUAGCACCCUGAAUACACCAGAGAACCAAUCAGCCCCUAAUACCAAGAACUCUAAAGCAGAUGUAGAUAUUGUCAUCUCUAGAGAUGAUGUAGCGAGGGUCUUUCAGCACAUAGAUGUCACUCAGAUGAAAAUCCCGGCUACUCCACAGGCCAUCAGAAAGAGGGCGCUUCGGUUGGUGUUUUUGACGAAAAUAGCAGAAGCGCUGAGCUGGGAUUGGUGGGAACAGAUUGCAUUUAUAUACGAAGAAGGCGGUAUUGCAGCGCCAAUAGUAACUUUCAUCCGCACUGUAGUGGUGCACUUCAACAACCGAGACUGUUGUCUCAACCUGUACGGCGCUGAGGCCCCGGUGUUCGAGGCCAUGUUGGAGGCUAAGGGGGGCAUGCUUGCUGUGGAGUUUAAGCAGCCCUCGUAAGUAUU